Molecule: messenger RNA, 3376 nt
Organism: Bactrocera latifrons
Lineage: Eukaryota; Metazoa; Arthropoda; Insecta; Diptera; Tephritidae
Product: proton-coupled folate transporter-like
Exons: 12
Coding region: 1243-2820 (525 amino acids)
Biological process (GO): transmembrane transport
Cellular component (GO): membrane
Molecular function (GO): transmembrane transporter activity
Source: RefSeq, a predicted model, not a curated record
CCGUUUCAAAGUGCUGUAUGAAAUUAGACUGGAUUGUGACCAAAUAAAUACCACGACUUGAUUUUUUAAACACGUUAUGAUCCGUAUAACAUGCGCUAUUCACCUUUAUUUUCGUCUAAAUUCCUUAUGUUUCUCACUAUGAGCAAAAAAUGCAAAACUACUUAAUGCAACAUUUAAUUAAAUAGUAAAUGUAACAGUCGUUAAAGGCGCCAAUAACAGCCUUGAGUGACGCGGCGGCGGCGGCGGCGACACACAAGUUGCGCUAAAAUGGCAAUAGCUACUUGCACAAGCUAAUUCCCCAACAAAUGUUGUUAUUGUUGUUGCGCAAAUAAGGUGUUACUUUGGUCACGGCUGCUGUGUCAACAGAUGACGUUUGGCUUGCACUUGGCCAGUUGGCAGGCAUAAAUUAAUGAAAAUCCACUGAGGUGAGUGUGCCAAUGUGUGUUGCUGGCAACAUGUUGCUGAUGUAUGAAUACACAUACAUGCUGCCACGAUUAAGCGCUGUUUGCAUUAAAAUGAUUUAUGCCAACGAAUUGACAUGGACACGGCCGGCACAGAGGCGUACUAAGGCGGAUCGGAUACAUACGGACAUAUAGUACGUACAUACAUACAUAUGUGUGUAUGUUGCAAGUGCGCUUAUUAGCAAAAUUACUGAACUAUAUGUAAAUAUGCUCUUAAGCGACAAAGUAUGCGAGCGUGGUAUUGCCAGCGUUAACAAUUGCAAGUUGGGUUUCAUCACUCAAAAAACGAUAAAACGAACCAAAUUCAGGAAACCUCAGCUGGACACCAAUAUAACACCAAUCUAAAGCAGCAAAAUGAAAUGUCAAUUGUACCGAUGAACCAAAAUGCACGCACCUCGAUAUCAAUCGGGACGCCCAAACAUACAUAAAAAAUUUCUUAUCUCACUUUCUUUUCAAUUUGUGCGCCAGGGAAUCACAACUGGUAAGCUUGUCCACCAGCCAGCCAUAAAAUAAUCAAAUAUAAACAGUGUGGGUGCUAUUUUCAAAAUCAGUAUUGCAUUGAUUUUUAUGGUCGCCGGUUGUGCCAUAGACCGCUGAUAAAAAAAACCAAUGAGAAUUUAGAAAAUUAAGAGAAAGAACGAGUGAAAGUGCGAAUAAAGUGAAGUGGCUAUCAAACAAAAAUCGACAAUAAUUUAAUUACUUCUAACAAAACAAAAGCAAAGUACAUAAGUGUCACUUUUUGAUUAGUGUUUAGAAAUACGAUUACUUAAAACGAACAAACAUGCGAAGAAACGAGUUCGAAAACAGCACUUACAAUGCACAAAACACGCCUCCCACGGCGGUUUAUGUGCAGAAUUCAACUUCCGACGCCUCAGUCAAUCCAUACGAGCGCACAGAGGUGGAAGAUUUGAACAGCGAUCAGACUAUUGUCACCGAUUCAGAUACUGUUAGCAAUACACAACAGCAAUUAAAUCCACUGCGACGCAUUUUCAUACUGGAACCGCCCAUAUUUCUUCUGAAUUUCGCCACUUCAUUAGCAUCGGUGGUAUUUACCAAUCAAUUACUUUAUCAGUCCUGCAAAGUUACUUUUGGAUACACAGAAGCCGAAUGCGAGCCGAUGUUGGGUAUUUCGAAUGCAACAAUAAAUCAUAACAUCGAAACUAAAGUGCAGCCUUAUGUCUCACGCAUUAUAUUAGCCAAUUCAUUGGUUUCCAGUAUUAUACCCGCAGUACUAGCGCUCUUUAUUGGCGCGUGGUCUGAUCGUUUUGGGCGCCGGCCGGUGCUUCUGAUUUCACUCGUUGGUAUUUUCCUGGGUUAUAUUGUCAGCUUUAUCUUGGCCAUGGUCUCCGUGGGAUCUCCCACUAAUCCUUGGCUGUAUGUUAUUGCACAAAUCCCCCCGGCAGUGACUGGCUCUUCCUGUGCUGUUAUGAUCGUCUGCUACUGUUAUAUYGCCGAUGUGGCGCCACCACAAUUGAAGGGUCUAAAAAUGGUCUUGAAUGAUGCUGCCAUCGGUGCUGGUUCCGUCAUCGGCACACUGGCGGGCAGUGCACUCUUCGCACACACCAGCAUGCAAGUCGUAUUUGUCAUUUCGGCAGCAGCAAUACUAUUAGCCUUCGUAUAUAUCUACCUURUGAACGAGGAGAGUAUGAAGGUGGCGCACACAACGCUGGGUUAUAAACUGUGCCAAUUCUUCAGCGUUAGUCAUGUGAUUGAUCUGGUGCGCACCUGCGUUGCCAGACGUGCCAAUUACAUGCGCACUUUCAUCUGGUUCUCCAUGAUCGCAUUGAUCAUAACCAAUUUCACAACGUCUGGUGAGGGCAACGUAUUCUACUUGUUCUUGCGCGCCAAAUUCAAUGUGACUGUCAGCCAGUACAGUGACUACAAUUCGAUUAGCGAUGCCAUACAAAUUAUUGGUGGCAUUAUUGCUGUUAUUGCGUUCAGAAAGUAUUUGCGCCUGUCUAUCGUCAGCAUGGCCAUGCUCUCUCUCCUCUCCGCGGUUGGUGAGAGUACGGUGCGUGCCGCCGCGCAACAAUUCUGGGAAAUGUACCUCGCCACGGCACUGGGCUUCAUGUCGGGUAUUAUUGGACCUAUGCUGCUGACAAUACUCGCCUUCGUCACGCCCACAAACGAAACUGGCAAGGUGUUCUCCGUCACUACUGCGCUGCAGACAAUCACACCGCUCGGCGCAUCGCCGCUCUAUACUAGUGUUUACGAUGCUACACUCUCCUCCUAUCCGGGCAUGUUCAAUAUUAUCAGCGCGUUGUUGUAUUUGCUGAGUUUUGUGCUUAUUACCGUGAUAUUAAUAGUAUCGAAACGAAACAAGAUUACCGUUAGUCCUCCAAUUCCAUCCAGAGUAUAAUAAUAUAUAUAGUACAUAAAGACCGUGAAGAGUCGAUUCCUCGCCGUUCGCAGCAACUAGGAGUGAUGUGUGGAACGGCUUGGCGCAUUUUACGACGAGAUCUUAAAUUAAAAAAGUACAAAAUACAACUUGUGCGAAAACUGAAGUCGAAAUGCUCGAAGRGUUCAUCGAAAAUUGAACUCAACGGAUGCUCCAUCUGAAACGUAGCCGUGGACAAGAUUUUUGAAUUUGUCGUGUAUUUAAAAAAUAUACUAAACUUAUUAUGUUGCCCGGAUAUGAUAUUAAAAAAUUAGUUAUAAUAUUUAGGUUUAAAAUAUCUUAWAUAUCUCACAAACUUUUACAAUGAUAAGCACUUAAGGAGUUAAGUACUAUUUCUUUUAUAUUUGUAAGAAUUUAGAAGUAAAUAAAUUAUAAUGAAGAAGAAAAUCAACUUAUUUUAAGAGUAGUCAAUGAUCAGAAAUGUAUCUUUUCAACUUUCUAAGAGCCACAACUCUCAAAAGCUUGGAAAGUAUUAAAGUUGGAAUAAAAAAUGGCACAAUAAGUAAAAAUUAAAUAU